Drosophila rhopaloa is the source of this 2027-nucleotide messenger RNA. RefSeq names its product protein disulfide-isomerase A5. Gene Ontology annotation, cellular component: endoplasmic reticulum. NCBI's taxonomy places the organism in Eukaryota, Metazoa, Arthropoda, Insecta, Diptera, Drosophilidae. Gene Ontology annotation, molecular function: protein disulfide isomerase activity. Bases 235 to 1767 code for a protein of 510 amino acids. The transcript has 3 exons. Gene Ontology annotation, biological process: protein folding. The record is from RefSeq and is a predicted model, not a curated record.
ACAGGUGUUUUCCCCAUAGCCGGCACUUUGAUUCACGCUCUUUGUACCAUCUCCUCCAAGCCAGCUAUCGAUAAGUUUUUCGACUAGUCCACGUCUUCUACCUGCGGUUUUCGUCUAAAAAUUUAAAUGCUGCAUUAAUACUGUAUUAAAAAUGCAAUUAACCAGUGCACACGACACAGUUUAACCACAGACAAGCCAUUUCAUUGCCAUCAAGUGCAAAAUUCGAGCAGAUCAAUGUGGAUCACGGGCCAGUUUGUUUUCCUUCUGCUGGUGGCACUUGUUGCCGCUAAAACAAAAACUUCGGCGGUGCAGGAUGACAUCGUGGAGUACAAGGACUUCAAAAAGCUGCUGCGAACCAAGAACAAUGUCCUUACGCUCUAUGUGGCCAGUGCCAAGGCUGCCGGCGCCGAGUUAAAAGUGUUCCGCGAGGCUGCGGAGGCGAUACGGGGAACCGGGACGAUGCUGCUCCUGGAUUGCGGCCAGCAGGAUCGCAAAAAGCUGUGUAAAAAGCUUAAAGUCUCACCGGAACCUUACGCCAUUAAGCACUACAAGGAUGGCGAUUUUCACAAGGACUACGACCGGCAACUAAGUGUCAGCUCCAUAGUCACUUUUAUGCGCGAUCCUUCCGGCGAUCUACCAUGGGAGGAGGAUCCCGCCGGCGAGGAUGUCCUACACUUUAGUGACGCCGCCUCAUUUACCAAACACCUGCGCAAGGACAUUCGGCCCAUGCUGGUCAUGUUCCAUGUGCCGUGGUGCGGGUUCUGCAAGAAAAUGAAGCCUGACUACGGCAAGGCGGCCACGGAGCUGAAGACCAAGGGUGGCUAUCUCCUAGCGGCGAUGAAUGUAGAGCGGCAAGAGAACGCCCCCAUACGAAAAAUGUUCAACAUAACUGGCUUCCCCACCAUGAUCUACUUCGAAAAUGGAAAGCUGCGCUUCACCUACGAGGGAGAGAACAAUAAGGAAGCCCUGGUAUCCUUCAUGCUCAACCCUAAUGCUAAGCCCACGCCGAAGCCCAAGGAGCCCGAAUGGUCGGCGGACACCAACUCGGAGAUUGUCCACCUCACCUCGCAGGGCUUUGAGCCAGCUCUCAAGGACGAGAAGGCCGCUCUGGUCAUGUUCUAUGCGCCCUGGUGCGGGCACUGUAAGCGCAUGAAGCCCGAAUAUGAAAAGGCUGCUUUGGAGAUGAAGCAGAAAAAGAUUCCCGGCCUUUUGGCCGCUCUGGAUGCCACUAAGGAGCCGUCUAUCGCCGAGAAAUACAAAGUCAAGGGUUAUCCAACGGUUAAAUUCUUUACGAACGGAGUCUUUAAGUUCGAAGUUAAUGUGCGCGAGGCUUCGAAAAUUGUCGAAUUUAUGCGAGAUCCCAAAGAGCCACCACCACCACCACCGCCGGAGAAAAGCUGGGAGGAAGAGGAGGACAGCAAGGAGGUGCUCUUUUUAGAUGAUGACACUUUCACUUCCACGCUGAAGCGGAAGAAACACGCACUGGUCAUGUUUUAUGCUCCAUGGUGUGGACACUGUAAACACACUAAGCCAGAGUUCACAGCGGCUGCCACGGCUCUGCAAGACGAUCCUCGUGUAGCGUUUGUGGCCAUCGACUGUACAAAGCUUGCCGCGCUAUGCGCAAAGUACAGUGUCCGCGGUUAUCCCACCAUCCUGUACUUCUCAUACCUUAAAACCAAACAGGACUACAACGGCGGACGCACCAGCAAAGACUUCAUCGCCUAUAUGAACAACCCGCUAAACUCAGCGGACCGCACAGAGCUGUGAUACGCUGCUGCCAAGUGUAAUGAUGGUUCUUUCCCACUACUUUGCAAUCUCAAUUCUUGUAUUACCCCAACUGUAUUCGUUUCGUUAUCAAUCAGCCUUAAAAGUCGAAUAUUUUAUAAAGUGUAUCUGCAUAUUCUAACUAAAUAGCUUACUAAUAAAUUAUGUUAAAACUUGUAGAAUAAUUUCGAUUACCAUAAUGCUUUUACACGAAUAAUAAAAUACUAUUGAAAUUAUGUAAAAAUAAAUACUUUAACAUCUUA